Messenger RNA from Pseudocercospora fijiensis CIRAD86, 2398 nucleotides. RefSeq lists its product as uncharacterized. The record is from RefSeq and is a predicted model, not a curated record. The transcript is spliced from 3 exons. Gene Ontology annotation, molecular function: carbohydrate:proton symporter activity. Gene Ontology annotation, biological process: carbohydrate transport; transmembrane transport. The coding region runs from base 176 to 1825 and encodes 549 amino acids. NCBI's taxonomy places the organism in Eukaryota, Fungi, Ascomycota, Dothideomycetes, Mycosphaerellales, Mycosphaerellaceae. Gene Ontology annotation, cellular component: membrane.
CGCUCCACUCCUUCCUCCUCUCGCCCUGCCCUCGAUAACCGACGUCGGCCCUCGAGCUCACUCACCUUGCUUGGAAGCGACUUCCACCCUUCGCUCCGCUGCAUACCUACAACAACAACACCUAUAGCAAGCAAGCAAGCAAGCAAGCAGGCAAGCACCUCGCGCCGACACAGCCAUGGCGGGAGGCCUCGCUACGACCAGCGAUGUCACUCGCAUUGAAGCGCCUGUCACUUGGAAGGCCUACCUGAUCUGCGCCUUCGCCUCGUUCGGUGGUAUCUUCUUCGGUUACGACUCGGGCUACAUCAACGGUGUCACUGGUUCCAAGGUCUUCAUUGAAAUCAUCGAGGGUCCAGGCGCGGAGAAACUCCGCGGCUCCUACCAAUCGCUCAUUGUCUCUAUCCUCUCCGCCGGCACCUUCUUUGGCGCUAUCAUCGCCGGUGAUGUCGCCGAUUUCAUCGGACGCAAAUGGACUGUCAUCCUGGGUUGUGCCAUCUACACCGUCGGUGUCAUUCUCCAGGUCGCUGCUCACGGUCUUGGCCUGAUCGUUGCUGGUCGUCUCAUUGCGGGUAUCGGUGUCGGUUUCGAGUCCGCUAUCGUCAUCCUGUACAUGUCCGAGAUCUGCCCGAAGAAGGUCCGUGGUGCUCUCGUUGCUGGAUACCAAUUCUGCAUCACCAUCGGUCUCUUGAUCGCGGCCUGUGUGAACUACGCAGUCCAGGAUCGCUCCGACACUGGCUCCUACCGCAUUCCCAUCGCCAUCCAGUUCGCCUGGGGUCUGGUCCUCGGUGGUGGUCUCUUCUUCCUCCCAGAUUCCCCUCGUUACUACGUCAAGCGCGGUCGUGUGGAGGAUGCUCGCAGCUCCCUUGGUCGCCUGCGUGGACAGGACAAGAUGUCCGAGUACAUCGAGGCCGAGCUGGCUGAGAUUGUCGCCAACGAAGAGUACGAGCGCUCUGUCAUCCCAUCAGGUGGCUAUCUCACCGGCUGGGCCAACUGCUUCAGCGGUUCGCUCUGGAAGUCCAACUCCAACUUGCGCAAGACCAUCCUCGGUACCUCUCUUCAGAUGAUGCAGCAGUGGACUGGUGUCAACUUCAUCUUCUACUACUCCACUCCAUUCCUGCAAUCCACCGGUGCCAUCGACAAUGUCUUCCUGAUCUCGCUGAUCUUCACCCUCGUCAACGUGUGCUCGACUCCAAUCUCUUUCUACACCGUUGAGAAGCUUGGUCGCCGUCCACUCCUCGUCUGGGGUGCUCUCGGCAUGUUGAUCUGCCAGUUCAUCGUCGCCAUCGUUGGUGUUACCGUCGGUUUCAACAAGUCCCACACCGUUCCAGGCGUCGAUGGCGGCGACCCAACCACCGUCGCCAACAACAUCUCCGCCGUCAACGCCCAGAUCGCCUUCAUCGCCAUCUUCAUCUUCUUCUUCGCCUCCACCUGGGGACCAGGUGCAUGGAUCGUCAUUGGCGAGAUCUUCCCUCUGCCAAUCCGUUCCCGUGGUGUCGGUCUCUCCACUGCCUCCAACUGGCUCUGGAACACGAUCAUCGCUGUCAUCACUCCAUACAUGGUCAACGAGGAUGAGGGCAACCUGAAGUCCAGCGUCUUCUUCAUCUGGGGUGGUCUCUGCACCUGCGCUUUCGUCUACUCCUACUUCCUCGUCCCAGAAACCAAGGGUCUCUCCCUCGAGCAGGUCGACAAGAUGAUGGAGGAGACCACUCCACGUACUUCCGCCAAGUGGAAGCCAACCACCACCUUCGCCCACGAAAUGGGUCUCGACCAGGGUAUCUCAGCAGAGAAGGUGCACGAGGUCGAGCGCAAGGGUUCGUGGACCGGUUAAGAGGAGCACAGGGCGAUCAUGAUACCAGCGUGUUGAUUCAUGCAUGCAUGCAUUACGGGCGCGGGGCGCAAAUGAGAAUUCUAAUAAAGCGUUGUACUCAGAUCAUCCAAGAUACAGUCUGGAGUCGUGGUGAGCGCAGAAGCACGCCAGUACGUACUGCGACAGACACUGUUGUCAUAGUCAAUAAUGCGAAAUACCCAGGAUGAGUUCAUGAAGAAGAAGAAGAAGAAGAACAAGUCAGCGUGAGAUGCUGUUACAAGUAUAUAUAUACAGGCCUUGCUGUCUUGCGUCUUCUCUCUCUCUCUCUCUAUACAUCUUUCGUUGUGCCGUUUAUCCGCGCGCAUGGGCAUGUAGGCGACUGUCAGGAUCAGCACAAAGUCUUGGCAAAAAUUUUCUGCUCGCUCUUUUUGUUUCUGUAGAUUGUGACUUGGACUCGUUGGUGUCGCAAUUGGGAAAUGGCUACUGUGCUGUUUGAAGUUGUUGGAGUAUAGUCUACCCUAUUAUCUAAGGAGGAGGGGAUUUGGUUUUUUGGUUUAGAAGGGGGUAAUCCCUAAAAAACGGGAUCUAAUAGGC